CGCGCGCCCGCCCCAGCCGGAGCCCGCGCCUGUCGCCGCCCCCUCGGAGCGCCCGCGCUGCGGCGGAGGCUGGGGGCGCGGGGCCGGCGCGCUCCGCACCUGCGGUGGCGGCGGCGCCGGGCGAUGGGCCGGCCGGGGCCGCGGGCGUCCUGAGCGCAGCGCCCACGGCGCCCCCUGCGCUGCUGGCCCCGGCCAUGUCGUCGCCCUUCUUCAACCCCAGCUUCGCUUUCAGCUCCCACUUGGACCCCGACAGCAGCCCGCUGGGCGAGCUCUCCUGGUCGCCCUCGCUCGCCGUGGUGGCUGUGUCCUUCUCAGGGCUCUUCACGGUCAUCGUCCUCAUGCUGGCCUGCCUGUGCUGCAAGAAGGGUGGCAUCGGGUUCAAGGAGUUUGAGAAUGCCGACGGGGAGGAGUCCGCGGCCGCGCGCUCGGCACAGGGCUCCCCGGCCGCCGCGGCGCUGGGUGGCCCCGACGUGUACGUGCUUCCGCUCACCGAGCUCUGCCUGCCCAUGGCCAAGCAGCCUGGGCGCUCAGUGCAACUGCUCAAGUCCACGGAGCUGGGCCGGCAUAGCCUGCUGUACCUGAAGGAGAUUGGGCACGGCUGGUUCGGGAAGGUGUUUCUGGGGGAGGUGAACUCGGGGGUGAGCAGCACCCAGGUGGUGGUGAAGGAGCUGCAGGUGAGCGCCAGCGUGCAGGAACAGGUGCAGUUCCUGGAGGAGGCCCAGCCCCACAGGGCCCUGCAGCACAGCAACCUGCUCCAGUGCCUGGCCCAGUGCGCUGAGGUGACACCCUACCUGCUGGUCAUGGAGUUCUGUGCCCUGGGUGACCUCAAGGGUUACCUGCAGAGCUGUCGGGUGAGCGAGUCGAUGGCGCCCGACGCCCUGACCCUGCAGCGCAUGGCCUGCGAGGUGGCCUGUGGGCUGCUGCACCUGCACCGCCACAACUACGUGCACAGCGACCUGGCCUUGCGCAACUGCCUGUUGACAGCCGACCUGACGGCCAAAAUCGGCGACUACGGUCUUUCUCAUUGCAAGUACCGGGAAGACUACUUUGUGACAGCUGACCAGCUGUGGGUGCCACUGCGCUGGAUCGCGCCCGAGCUGGUGGAUGAGGUGCAUGGCAACCUGCUGGUGGCGGGCCAGACCAAAGCCAGCAAUGUGUGGUCCCUGGGAGUGACCAUCUGGGAGCUGUUUGAGCUGGGCGUUCAGCCCUACCCCCAUCACUCGGACCGGCAGGUGCUGGCCUACGCGGUGCGGGAGCAGCAGCUCAAACUACCCAAGCCACAGCUGCAGCUGACCCUGUCUGACCGCUGGUAUGAGGUGAUGCAGUUUUGCUGGCUGCAGCCGGAGCAGCGGCCCACGGCUGAGGAGGUGCACCUACUGCUUGCCUACCUGUGCGCCAAGGGCGCCACCGAGGCCGAAGAAGAGUUCGAGCGGCGCUGGCGCUCCCUGCGGCCCGUUGGGGGCUCCGCGGGGUCGGGGUCGGGGCCGGCGCUGGGCAGCGCCUCGGGGGAGCUGGCCGCCUCCAACUCGUCUUUCCCGCUACUGGAACAGUUUGCGGGUGAAGGCUUCCACGUGGACGGCGACGACGUCCUGACCGUGACUGAGACCAGCCGUGGCCUCAACUUCGAGUACAAGUGGGAGGCCGUCCGGGGCGCAGGAGACACCUUCGCGCCGCCCGGGGCUACGCGCCUGCAGGAGCUGUGCGCCCCGGACGGCGCGCCCGGCGUGGUGCCCGUGCUCAGCGCGCACAGCCCCUCGCUGGGCAGCGAGUACUUUAUCCGCCUGGAGGAGGCCGCGCCUGCCGCCGGCCACGACCCCGACUGUGCUGGCUGCGUCCCGGGCCCGCGCACCGCCCAGGACUCGGACUCGGACUCGGGCGCCGGCGCCUCCCUGGCUGUGGAGCCGCUGCUGGGCCCCGCGCCUGCCGCUGCCUCCUGGGGCCCCUGCGACCCGCAGAGCAACGCGCGGGCCGAGCCCUGCCGCCCACGCUCGCCCUCACCAGGCGGACCCGCGGCCCAGGACGCCGACUGGGGCGCAGUCGCCUUCUGCCCGCCCUUCCUGGAGGACCCUUCGGCUGCGCGGCUGUCCCCGGGCGUCGAGGAAGAGGAGACCGGCGCGGCGGAGGCGCGGAGGGCGCAGCGCGGACACUGGAGCUCCAACGUGUCUGCUAACAACAACAGCGGCAGCCGCGGCCCUGAGGCCUGGGACCCCGGCUUUUCGGACAGCUGCCCCAGUCCAAAGCUGAGCCCACGGGCUUCCCCUGAGCAGGAGGACCCCAGGGAGCCCCUGCUUGGGCCGCAGUCAGCUCGCCCCAGCCCAGGGCCAGGUCGCUGCCUUGGUCUCCCCCAUCUCUGGAUAGACCCCUGGCCGGAGGCAGCCUGGCUGGGUACUGACGGCCAGCAGGCCCACCUGGCGGAGCCCCAGCUAGCCGAGGAGGCUGAGAGCUCUGGGGGACCCCAACUGCUCGUGCCCUCUGUCCCCUCCCCCUCCCAGGAGGGCGCACCCCUCCCCUCGGAGGGAGCAGGCGCCCCGGACGCCCUGCCCGGCUCCCCGACCCCUGCGGCCUGCUGCCAGGCCCCGGACAGCAGCUGCAGCCCCCCGGAGCUGGAGGUGGCCAGCGGUGAUGAGGAGGAUGCCGCAGCUAGGGCCACCGAGGCUGUCACCCCCAGCCUGCGGGAGAAGCCAGCCACGAUGCUGGCCGGGCAGCCCCAGGACCCCAAGGACUCGUUGGCCCUCCCAUGUGCAGAGAGUGAGGGUGGCUGUGAGCCCGCCGGCCCCUUGGCUGCUGGGCCCCCUGGGGGGCAGCCGCGAGCGCUGGACAGUGGCUACGACACGGAAAACUACGAGUCCCCCGAGUUCCUGCUGAAGGAGGCGCAGGAGGCCAGCCAGGAGUUGGGGAGCCCAGGCCUGGGGCCUGAGACGCUGCUGGCCACUCCCCGGGGGGCCCUCCGUGAGAAGAACCCUUACCGAGACUCGGCCUACUUCUCAGACCUGGACGCCGAGCCGGACCCCCCUUCCGCCCUGGGGAAGCAGCAGGUCCAUUCCCCGGGGGCUGAGCGGGGCCUGGGCAGCCCCCAGGAGGCAGCGCAGGGCACCGGCUCUGCUGAGGUGUGGCUGCCCGCAGUUGCUCCGGAGCCAGGGUCUCCCCACACCCCAGGUCCAGCCAGAAGCCUGGGGCUCGUCCUGCUCCCUGGGGCCUUGCUGAAGCCAGGAGGCAGCAGCCUGGAGCCUUCUGGGUUCCCCCAGGAGCGCGCAGAGGAUCCCCUCUGCCAGGCCUCGCCCGGUGGCCCCCCAGCGACUCCAGGGGGCCACUCGCUGGAGGAGGAAGAGGAGGACAGCGAGGACAGCGAGGAGUCGGAUGAAGAGCUGCGCUGCUACAGCGUGCAGGAGCCGGAGGAGGAGAGCGAGGAAGAGGUGGCCGCCGUGCCCGUGGUGGUGGCCGAGAGCCAGAGCGCGCACAGCCUGCGUGGCCUGCUCAAGGGCCCCGGCCUGCUGUCCCGCGCCCUGCGCGAUGGCCUGGAGCACAAGAAGAAGGCUGUCUCCUUCUUCGACGCUGUCACAGUCUACCUCUUCGACCAGGAGAGCCCGGCCCGGGACCCGGCGGAGCCCCCGCCCUGCGCCAAGGAGCAGCCCCCCACGUUCCUGGCGGGCAGCCCCAGGGCGCCCGGCCGGCCGCGCCCCUCAGACGGCUCCCCUGCGGCCGAGGGUGGUGGGUUUGAACGGGAGGACUUACCACUGACGCCAGCCAAAGCCACCCUGGCCCCUGCUGCACCCACCCCGGCCACGGCGCCCGCGCCCGCGUCACGCUUCACUGUGUUGCCCACGCCCGCCUCCCGCUUCUCCAUCACACACGUGUCGGACGCCGACGCCCAGGCUGUGGGAGGCCCUGCAGCCAGUGCCACGGACGCCUGAGCCCGGCAGCUCCGCCGUGGAUGUCACGGGAGCCCUGACCUUGUCUGCCUCAGCCAGCAGCCAGGACGGUGACCAGGCCUCCAGACCC
Ochotona princeps (American pika) is the source of this 3999-nucleotide messenger RNA. It is a transcript of the gene LMTK1, whose product is annotated as apoptosis associated tyrosine kinase. Gene Ontology annotation, molecular function: ATP binding; protein tyrosine kinase activity. The record is from RefSeq and is a predicted model, not a curated record. Lineage: Eukaryota; Metazoa; Chordata; Mammalia; Lagomorpha; Ochotonidae. Bases 195 to 3911 code for a protein of 1238 amino acids. Gene Ontology annotation, biological process: peptidyl-tyrosine autophosphorylation; brain development. The transcript is spliced from 14 exons.